AUGGCCUAUACUCUUUAUUAUGGUCGAUCUUGUGGUGGUAUUCCUUCUAAAACAAUCACUUGGGAUGAGAAUGGCACAAAAGAUUGUUCUGUGUGGAGUGGAGUUACAUGUGAUAACAGGACAGGUCAUGUUAUUGGACUUGAUCUUACAUGCAGUAGUCUUAAAGGAGUCAUUCAUUCCAACAGCAGCCUUUUCUUCCUUCGCCAUCUUCAGAGUCUAAUCCUCUCCUAUAAUGAUUUUUGGGGCUCCACAAUUUCAUCUGAAUUUGGUAAGCUUACUCAUUUGGUCCACCUUGAAAUUUUUGAAUCUGGAUUUUCAGGGUAUUUUCCACCAGAAUUCUCAUAUCUGUCCGAAUUGGUUUCACUUGGUCUCUCUUCAAAUGAUGAAUUGAUACUAGAUACUUUUACCUUAAAAAGAAUCUUUUCAAAUUUAACAUCUCUUGAAGAACAUUAUCUAUUUCAAGUUGACAUGACUUCUGUUGAACCUGUUUCAUUGAUGAAUUUAUCUUCAUCUAUGACAUCUCUUACGCUUGACUUUUGCAAUCUGCAAGGAAAUUUACCAGAUAACAUCUUUUACCGAUGGCCAAACCUUGAAAAAGUGUCUUUAGAGGCAAAUGAGAACCUUACAGGUUUCUUGACUAAAACUAAUUGGAGCAGUCCACUCAAGUACUUGGAUCUUUCUUUUACUGAAUUCUUAAUAGAUUUGCCUUAUCUAACUGAAAGCAUAAAGUCUCUGGAAACUUUGCGUCUGAGUUCUUGUAAAAUAUUAGGAUGGAAUCCCACACUACUUCUUAACCUCACACAAAUGACUUCGUUAGACUUCUCAUUUAACAAUUUUGGUGGUCAGGUUCCCUGGUCAUUUUUGAAUCUAAAGCAUCUCACUUAUUUAGGAUUUCAAUUUAACAACUUUACUGGCCAGCUUCCUGACAUUAAUGCUCAUAACUCGUCGCAAAUUUCCUUUUCCUCUGACUCAUCCAAAAAUCAAUCUUUGGGCCCUCUUCCAUUGUAUUUGGAACGUAUCUCUUUAGAUGGUAACUUACUCGAUGGUAAAAUACCUCAUUGGAUAUAUUCCCUGCAACUUUUGCAAAUUCUAACACUUUCAGAUAACCAGUUCACUGGUCAAAUUGACGAAUUCAAUUCCCGUUCAUUGAAGGAACUUGAUUUAAGCCAUAACAAACUACAUGGACCCAUUCCUAGGUCAAUCUUUCAACAAGUAAAUCUCACUUGGCUAGAUCUUUCCUCAAAUAACUUGAGUGGUGUUGUAGGAUUGGACGAGUUUUCGAGGUUGCAGAAUCUUAUAUCUCUUCCAACCAUAUUGAUGGUCAACUCCCAAUUCCAUCAUCAUCCAUAG
This is a messenger RNA of Ziziphus jujuba (common jujube), 1350 nucleotides long. Its product is annotated as receptor-like protein Cf-9 homolog. Gene Ontology annotation, molecular function: protein binding. Lineage: Eukaryota; Viridiplantae; Streptophyta; Magnoliopsida; Rosales; Rhamnaceae. The transcript is spliced from 2 exons. The record is from RefSeq and is a predicted model, not a curated record. Bases 1 to 1350 code for a protein of 449 amino acids.